GUUUUGCGUCGCUGUACUGUUUGUAGCGAUCUCAAACUUGAAAUAAAGUCUAGCAUCUACCUACAAAUUGUAAACAUUACAACAUGGCGGAAUUCGUGAAUGUCCGACAAGUUCUCUUUUUACUAGUUUUAUCAUGUUUAAUUUUGUCUCAAAACGGGAUUUCAUCUGAACAUGUGGGCAAGAGGAACGUUCUUCUCUUUAUAGGUGAUGAUGCAGGAUUCGAAAGCCAAGUCUACAAUAACACAGUGUGCAAAACUCCUAACAUCAACGCCCUAGCCAGAAAAAGCGUCAUCUUCAAGCAUGCUUUCACGUCAGUCAGCAGCUGUUCGCCGAGUCGCUCUGCUAUACUUACAGGACUCCCACAGCAUCAGAAUGGAAUGUAUGGCCUCGAAAAUAGCGUUCAUCAUUUUGUGUCGUUUGAUCAAGUCCGUAGCCUUCCAAUUAUACUAAAAAAUGCUGAUAUAAGAACAGGAAUUAUCGGCAAGAAACACGUUGGACCAGAAUCCGUUUAUCCUUUUGACUACUCAAGGACGGAGAUGGAUCCUCAUUUAUCAAUACUUCAAGUUGGCAGGAACAUUACUCAAAUAAAGGAGUAUGCUCACGAGUUUUUGAGUAGCAGCGAUGCGAGACCUUUCUUCUUAUACAUUGGCUUUCACGAUCCCCAUCGAUGCGGUCACACACAUCCCCAAUACGGACAGUUCUGUGAGAAGUUUGGUAAUGGUGACCCAGGAAUGGGCCUUAUUCCUGAUUGGGUACCUACUAAAUACGACCCAAGUGAAGUUGUUGUACCUGGUUUUGUACAGGACACCCCGAUUGCUAGAGGGGAUAUAUCUGCACAGUAUACAACGAUAAGCCGUAUGGAUCAAGGAAUUGGUCUCAUUUUAAAGGAAAUUGAGCUCGCCGGACACAAAGACGACACCCUCGUCAUCUUCUCUUCAGAUAAUGGUAUUCCAUUCCCCAACGGUCGGACAAAUCUCUACGACUCUGGUAUGUCCGAGCCCCUCCUCGUCUCAUCUCCGGCUCAUCCCCAACGGUGGGGACAAGAGAGUAACACCUUAACGUCGCUAGUCGAUAUUGUCCCAACGAUCCUGGACUGGUUCGACAUCCCAUACCCUAAAUAUACCCUAAACAGACGGACGGUGGAACUAAGCGGGAAAUCCCUUCUGCCAAUUUUACUGAAGGAACCGAGCGAAGGAUUUGACACAAUCUACGCGAGCCAUAACCUGCAUGAGGUGACCAUGUAUUACCCGAUGCGUGUCGUACGCGACCGGAAGUACAAACUGAUACACAAUUUGAACUUUCUGUCGCCGUUUUCAAUUGAUCAGGAUUUUUUCAUUUCACCGACGUUUCAGGACCUUUUAAAUCGCACAAGAUCAGGAGCUCCAACCCACUGGUAUAAGACCCUCAAGAAUUACUACUACCGAUCUCAGUGGGAGCUCUACGACCAUCAAUCAGACCCUCUGGAAGUAUCGAACCUGGCUCAAGAUCAGAAUUAUUCAACGGUGCUGUCCGGACUGAAGGGGAAGAUGUAUCAAUGGCAGAAUAUGACUAAUGAUCCGUGGAUUUGUUCACCGUGGGGCGUGCUUGAGAACCAGGGACUGUACUCAGAUAAUCCACAUUGCUUUUCUAUGUACAAUGGGUUAUAGAGAGAGUCGGCUGCUGAUGUAAGGUAAGGUUAUUGUAAUGAAUAAUGAAGGGUGCGUUGGUCGAGGGGCUGAGAGCAACAAGUUCAAGUUCUGGUGGUUUAGUCAUGAGGGUUUGGGUUUAAAUCCCAGUCAUGACACUUGUGUCCUUGAGCAUG
Asterias rubens (European starfish) is the source of this 1801-nucleotide messenger RNA. Its product is annotated as N-sulphoglucosamine sulphohydrolase-like. Lineage: Eukaryota; Metazoa; Echinodermata; Asteroidea; Forcipulatida; Asteriidae. The transcript has 6 exons. Gene Ontology annotation, molecular function: N-sulfoglucosamine sulfohydrolase activity. The record is from RefSeq and is a predicted model, not a curated record. Gene Ontology annotation, biological process: glycosaminoglycan catabolic process; heparan sulfate proteoglycan catabolic process. The coding region runs from base 84 to 1646 and encodes 520 amino acids.